This is a messenger RNA of Porites evermanni, 2067 nucleotides long. Lineage: Eukaryota; Metazoa; Cnidaria; Anthozoa; Scleractinia; Poritidae. The record is from the annotation of a GenBank genome assembly.
AUGCAGAUAGAUGUGCUCAGUCUGUAGAAGAGCUUCCAGUUCCACACCCAAGCAAUUCAUCGUUUUCCAGGUCAACAGGUUUGUGGUGCCUGUAUGAUAAGUUAUAUUGCAUUUUUGGCACAAUGUUGAUGCACGAUUCAGCUCUAGAUGUUGUUUUCUCGAUCUAGUAAGUUUUAAUUUAUGUGGGAGUUCAAGUUUUCAGUGUGAUUAAGUAAUAUAUGCAGAUCAAAGUUUAUAUGCAAGUAUGCUUAUGAAUUAUUGGCAAGCUAAAAGAUAAAUUGUUCUAUGAUCAUAAGGAGUGUGGUUGUUGUUAAAGCGGUGUAAAUGGUUAAAAAUUGCCUAUGUGGUGAAUUAGGCAGUGAGUAAGCAUAAGGCUGUAGCUUGCUACUUCUAAUGACCCACCUGCUUGUGGAAAAAAAUAUUGUCUAUGUACUUUCAAACUACCACCUUUUGCAUUUGGAGGGGAAGGGGCAGGUAAAUAGAUUUUUCUAAGAUAUUCUAUCUCUAAGGGUCACUGUCCAAAGAAAUCACCUGUGGUCAGAUUUUAGCAGAGCUCGCAGUGAUUACUACUCUCCCUUGAACACCAUCAAAAUUACUUUUAGUGGCGAACCAGCAACUGAUGAUGGUGGACCAAAACGUGAGUUCUUUUCAGGUGGGCAGGUUCAAUUUCUAGAGAUUGACUUGGGAUUAAUAUUUAUGUUGCUUUUUUUUUGUCUUCAGUAAGAGGGUUGAUUUUCUGGAUGAUAAUAUCAUUAUGAUAUUGGCUCCCACGGCCCCCACCUCCAACCCCCACCACCGUUUUAUUGAAAGAUUUCAAGUUCGUCAUGUAGGAUUUUUUUAUUUUAUAGAAAUGAUUGAAUACUGUAGAAACAGGCUAUUUCCUGAUGGGUUCCCAACAAAGUCCAUGUUAGCUGUGACAAGAGAUGACUUUGUCACCGCUGGGGAAAUGAUGGGCGCAGGUGGAAUUGACUGAUGCAUAAGAUUCAAACACUUAAUAGUUGGAAACCAUUAUACCUUAACUCUUGCUCAUAGCUGAGUAGCUGAGCUGCAUUUUUUUGUUCUGUUUUUCUUUUUAAAUGGUUUUCCUUUGUAGACAUGUACAUGCCCACCUCUUUAUGUGACAGGGUAAUGUAAAAUUCUGAUGAAGUCAGAUGACUGCAAGGGAAAAAUUUACUUUCUUUUGCAAAAGCAAAGCUUUCUUUCCCCUUUAUAGGGCAAGAUAACAAGUUUUUUGCUCUCAGGGAAGUUACAGUAAAAUUAUAAUGCACUCUAAAUCUUGAUGAAUCAUUCCACUAACCCCGGGUAGACCACACAACACUGCCUUGGUAAAAUAAUGGUUUGUAUCCAGGAGUCAAGUGUGUUUGUGUUACUAAUGCCUUGUAGCAAUUUAUUUAUAUGAAAUUACGUUAAAUGGAAGAACAGUAAUAGCAGUUUUGUUGGCAUUUUUUUAAAAUGCAAAUAAGGGACCUUUUGCUAAAUGUCCCAUUCUGCUAAUUAAAAAUUUUAUGUUCCAAGGAGUAUUUGGCUGAUUUUAGUUUGUUCUUGUUCUUUUACAGAGCAAUUUGUAUGCAUGACCAAUCUCCUACAAUAUUGUCUAGCAUCUCCAAACUUGAAGAAGGAUUGAAGACCUAUGGCCUCUUAAAGUCAAUAAGAGAGCACCCAGCACUGAUAUGGGAACCAGUGUUUGUCUUAGGAAGUGCCCCCAGUUUAACAGCUACAGCUUUUCUUAAUGAGCUGCUUGUGGAUUUCAGUUUGUCUGAUGUUAAGAAACAAAAGGAGAUAGAUGUAUUCUAUCAUUUUACCAACUACAUACAAUCACUCAAUACAGAUGGUUUGCAAACAACCUUGAAGUGUGCAGUUGGAUCCAGUACUAUUCCAUCACUGGGAUUACUCAAGAAACUGUCUAUACAGUUUCUGCAUGGCUGUGUAGUUGGAUGCCGAUGUCGGCCAACCACAUCCACAUGUGCUCUUAAAAUUACCCUGCCUGUGCAUCUUGACAAUGCAGAUGACAUGAAGAGUAUCAUGGGUUCAGCUAUAGCUGAUUCAGAGGGCUUUAGUUUGGUUUAA